Molecule: messenger RNA, 3655 nt
Organism: Chironomus riparius
Lineage: Eukaryota; Metazoa; Arthropoda; Insecta; Diptera; Chironomidae
Source: the annotation of a GenBank genome assembly
AUUUUUUAUUUACACCAAAUAAGAUUUCAAGAUACUUUCUAAAAUUUAAAACUUUUCGAAGUUUGCAGAACAGUUUUUUGGUAAUUUAUUUGAUCACUUUGGAGUUGAACAAAUCAAGGAACAGACGUAAAUAUUAAGCAAUUGAAAAAUCAUCUAUUUAGUAAGAAAUACAAGAACAAAAGUGACAGAAUUUUUGAAUAUUGAACAUUUUAUUUUAAUUUCGAGCCAUUAGACAUGAAUCCACGAAAUUACUUUAAUCCUCGCAAUUUUCAACCUCCACCUCGAAGCUUUCAUCCAUCAAAUCCACAAUUUCAAAGCAUGAUUUCUAAUGUAAACAUGACAAGAUUCAGCUCGAAUGAGCCACCAAGGAAUCGUCCUAUGCAGCAAAACUUUCAAGCUCCAAGAGCUUCAGGAAGUCAGCAGAUGCAACAGCAAAUGCCAAUGCAGAGGAAGCGACCAAUAAAUCCUCCAGAACCACCAAAGUUCUCGGAUGUAAAUCGUGAUGAGCUGCCACAGAGCAGCAUUAAUUCAGGUUACAAGUCAGCUAUUGAUGAAGAAAUUAAGAAGCUAGAAGAAAAGUUUAAGGAUCAUCUCCGUGAUCCAGAAUCUCAUCCAUUCUAUGAAAAAGAGUGGCAACUAUUUUGGAACCGAAAGGCUGAUGACUUAGCUAAGCGUGGAGAAGAUCCAUCAGACUAUGACUUUCAUGAUGAAUGGUGUGAGUUCUUUGUGGACAGAAUGCGUGAGUUGCAUGAUGAAGAAAUAAGAUGGAAGAUUGAUCAAGUUCGUAGGAAGUUUGGAGUCACCAAUAACGACUAUCCACCACCGAAGAAAGCACGAACAAAAAGUGUUGAAAGAAGUGGAUUGAUUGAUUCCAAAAAGGAUAGCGACGAUGAUGAUUAUAAGCAUUAUGAUCGUCCAGGACCUAACAGACAUGAGCCAGACAAUCGUCGGUCAAUGGUAUUCCAAGGAAGUAGCCAACAUGAUUAUGAGCAGCCAAGACAGUUUGAUCAAGGUGAUUUUGGUACAGACAAUGAUCCAAUUCCACCAUGGAGAAUGCAAGGACCACCAGACAUGCAGAUGAAAACUAAGAGGUCAAGAUUUGAUCAGCCAGGACCACAAGAAGAAUUUAUGGAUCAUUCAAAAUUCAGGCAGACAUCAUUUGAUAAUCGUGAUCAGUUUUCAGGACAACAAAGUCAAAACUUAAAUUUUCAGAGUCAAAAUUUUCAGAAUCAAAGCAUGCAGUCAAUGAAUUCAGGUAUGAUGCAAAAUCAACCAAAUCAAAAGUAUCCAAUGAGGCAGGAUGGUCCAUCGAAUAAUCCAAGAUUCAUGGCUGAUCAUAAUACCAUAGCUAAAAAGAAGAAGGCAAACAUUGAGAAGCUCUUGAAUCACAUGCUUCCAACAAUUCAGCUCGAAAAUGUCCCAUUGACAAUGAGAAUUCCAGAAAUUCUCGAUUUUUUCAUGGGUAAAUUGCGUGGCAUUGUUGGAUGCUUCCGUGCCACAGAUUAUGUUGCUAAAAUGACAUCCAAAAUUGUCUACAUAAUUCUUAUGGACGAGAAAGAAAUCGAAAUGAUGGAAGCUUUGCAAGAAAUUUACAUGGACGGUAGUUAUGUCAGAAUAUCCAGUGUAAAACUUAUGAACGGAAGUGCAGUUAUGGAACCAACCAACUCAGAAGUUCCAGGUGCACCACAAAGUUUAUUCCUUACAAAUCUAGAAAAGCGAAUGACUGAGACGACUUUUUAUUUGCGGGAACUUGCGAAGCUUUUUGAGUCACAAUUUACUAUUACAGGAAUCAGAAUUUGCCAUAAUGCAAAGUUGAAGAAGUCACGUAAUUUUGGAUUUGCAAAUUUCAUCAACAAAGCUUCAGUCGAUGAGUUUGAUGGACGUGGAUUUAAAAUGUUUGAUUAUGAAAUCCGAUGCAGUCGAACCCUAAAAAUUCCACUUUUAAUUCAUAUUGAUCAUUCUGAUGUCUUGGAAACUGAUCCAGUCUUUUGGACAAACCAUUUGAGAGGAAUCAACUUAUUGAAUGUUGACAUGUAAGCAUGGAUAUUAAGUUCACAGAAAUAAUAAAACAUUUGACUUAAUUCUUUAACAAUAAUUUAAAUUUAUUGCAAUUUAUUUAUUGACUUGGAAUUUUAAAUUCCAUUUUAUUUGACAAGUUCAGUCUGCAUGUGCUUGUAGAAUAACUUUUAAGUUUCUUACAUCUAGGUUCAAAGGUUUUUAGGGUAUAAUUUUAUUAAAAAUGUCAAGCAGAAGCAACUUUGAAGCGAAAUUGAAAACUGUUUUAAUGGACAUAUUGAUCUGAUCAUGGAUAUAACCACCACAGGAUAGCAAAUAAUUUUUGUGCUAGCGGUAAAAUGGCAUCAGUGGCCUGAAUGGUAGAGCGUUUGCACACGAAUUGUGACUAGGUACAUUGCAUGGGAUAUCAGGUCUUAUGACGUAAUCGUGUCUUUGCAAUGUGCAGGGCUUGCAUGUGGUUCGGAUCCCACUAUAAACUGUAGAUAUAAAGUGUAUUGUCCAAUAGGUUCUUUACAAAUUAAAUCGCAGUGCCUCCAGCUGAAAGGCUAGGCCCUUUACACAAUAUUAUUAUUAUAUUAUUGUGCCAGCUAUCAAAUCAAAAAUUAAGGCACCUUUAUAUGUGUCUUUAGUGCGAAAUUUCCAAAAUCUUACUAGCACGAUCAAUAGCUUAGCCAUGAGAUGGUUUCAAGACAAACCUUGAGAUUUUGUGGAUAUUCUGGACCUACCUUAGAAUCAACAAUCAAAAUUAUGCGUAUAAGUAAAUUUCUGUAGCUUGAGAAGUCAGAAUAAUUUUUUUCAGAGAUUAGCUUUGGAUUGUUCUUCAAUUAAUGAACGAAUUGGAAAUAUAAAUUUGAAUAAUUUUAGACAAGUUUAGAUCGUUUCCUCCUUAUAUGUAACAAAAGGAGCCCUAAUUAAUGACAAACCCUAAAAAGGGAAUUUUACUGAACAUGAUUUGAAAAGUUUUAUAAAAUAUAUUUUAUAUGGCACAAGAUCAUAAUUAAUUUUAUAUUUCAGCAUACUUGUAAACGUUAUUUUCUUUCAGGGAUGAGAGUCAGAUCUAGCUUAAAAGUGUUUAAAUUACCCUAUAUUAAUUUGAGAUGUAUUUUGUUAAAAAUGUCACAAUAUAGUAGACUUUAAAUCAGUGUUGUUUAAACUGUGUACCGCGGCACACUGGUGUGCCGUAGAAUUUUUUUUAAUGACGCGAGCCGCAUGCUGUGUGCGACUUCGGUAAUAGCUUACACCUAAGGUGUGCCGUGGCUCAAAAAAGGUUUGACAACACUGCUUUAAAUGAACAUAAUUUUUGAACUGCCCGAGAGCUAGUUUGGAACCAGUUUUAAAGCUAACUAAAAUCUCAUUUUUUUUUUUGGUUACUUCGGCUGGUUGCAUAGACCAAAAUGAAUGAUAAUUGAACAGAAUUGAAUUGCUAAAAUAAUCAGAGCUCGAGAUUUUUAUAGAUUUUGUAUGGCGAAGUCGACUCCGAGUCGAAAAUUUUAUCGACUUAUGGCUCUGAAAACAAUAUUUAAUAACCUAAACUAUAAUUUACUAAGCUGCUGUCAUCAGUGUCUCUUCUUUUGUGAUAAAUAAUCUUGUAAGAAGCUUCCAAGUGCCCAACUUGCUUCAUGGCCAUCAAUUUUUGAAA